Molecule: messenger RNA, 597 nt
Organism: Fraxinus pennsylvanica
Lineage: Eukaryota; Viridiplantae; Streptophyta; Magnoliopsida; Lamiales; Oleaceae
Source: the annotation of a GenBank genome assembly
AUGUCGACUGAGGCUCAAGAUUCGACACCAGAAAGCUCGCCAUCCUUGGGAAUUGGCAGCGAUGAAGUUGGUGAUUUUGAAUGCAAUAUAUGCUUUGAUUUAGCAAUGGACCCUAUAAUCACCCUCUGUGGUCAUCUCUAUUGUUGGCCCUGUCUCUGUAAAUGGCUACGGCUUCAGUCUCGAUCCUCUCCAGGAUGCCCGGUUUGUAAGGCCGUAAUUCAAGAGGAAAAGUUGAUUCCUCUGUACGGAAGAGGGAAGAUUCCAACGGACCCCAGAUCAAAACCCCUUCCUGGCAUCGAAAUCCCUAAUCGACCAGAAACUGCUCCCUUCCCAGAAGGGAAUAACCACUCUAAUUUUGUAUCUGGAUUUAUACCAACAUUUGGUAACUUUGGAAUGUCUGCUGGCUUUGGCAGAUCGAAUUUCAGCUUCCAGGUUCAUGGAUUUUCGAAUGCUGGUGGAUAUGGUGCACUCGGAGGAUAUUCUCAUCCAUUUCGUGGUGCUGAAGGCAACCUCGAUGGUCAGCAGGCAGUUGGAGUUCUGAAGAGGAUUCAUUUUGUUGUUUUUGUUCUUGCACUCUUUGCUUUAUUUCUAUUGUAG